AUGCCUCCCAAGAAAAGUUUUCGUAAAUCCUUACCUGCACGGAUCAGUAAUCCUACUUUAUCUCCCUCUCGUCGAUCACCAAGAGGUCCGACACCAAGCAAACCUACAAAUCAACCGGCUCCGUCGGCCAAAGCUAUCGACUUCACUACUACCUCCUCCCCUCCCGAUACUUCAUACAACCCUUACCUCUAUAUUCCAAAAUCACCUUCCUCUACAGCUACCACAAAUGGGAAACUGCAGAAUUCUCCUUCGGAGACUCCUGUGAAGCGUCGUCACCAUUUCCCGGCACGACCGUCCCGACUAUCGAAUGUUUACACCCCGGCUAAAGAAGCACAACAAUCAAUAUUAACCCCAGGAAGUCGGACCACCCGAAGAGCAGCAGCACUUGGAACCCCACGGAAUCAAACGUCCGAUCAGGAAUUUCCCGAAAGUCUCGACACUACGGACUGGGGGAUCGACGCAUCCCCCACAAGCACAUCUUCCGCUACUCGUCUGUCAGCGCGAUCUCGUAAACUGACAACGCGGGCUAUCGAGGCACUCGACUCGAAGAAGAAACCCCGACAGAAGAGAACCGCGCCUACCCCGACACCUAUGGAGCCGCCUACGGAACAGGCCGAUAGUGAUAUUGAUCCGAUGAAAAUCAAGAGCAAACGGGUGAAGGGAAAGCGAGCGAAUAAGAUCUUCAAACAACUGAGAAUGAACAAACCCUCUCGCAUGAAGAUCAAGCUCACCGCGGACCAAGCCGGACAAAAGCUGUACGAGAUCGUCGUAGUUGCUUUUAAUACUGAUUUCGCACUACCGUCGGAUCCGGAGCAAUUCAUCGCAAACGCGAGAAAGCAAUUUGAGCAGCCCUCGCUGGUUAAAUCGUCCGAGGAAGAGCCUGUCAUGUCUGCCACUGCCACUCCCACUGCCUCCACUCCAAGCGACCCCGCGGCUGCGGAGGCAACACUCGGAAAUGCGGGGACUUCCAACAUGGAGGAGACCCACGUCAAUCCCAUCGGCGUCACCAACGGUGAAACAAAUGAUGAUAUCCAUGACGAGGACGAAAGUGACAAAUAUGCCAAAGUCAAUGGCGAAACUAAUGCUGAAACCAAUGGCGAACUCACCCCCGAGCCGCCAGAAUUUUCCUCCAUCAAAGACUUCAAGAAGAUGGAAGAGCCCCAGCUAGAGGCCGGUGGAUGGACGCGGACUGGCUACGUGAAUGACACUGAUGAGGAAAUCCUUCUGACACCCCCGGGCCAAAUUCCGUACCGUGCACCGCACACCUAUGGGGACAUGAACCUGCCCUUCCCACCUGUGAUUUCUCGCUCGCAACAGCAGAUCGAGAUCGACAAUAAUCUCGGAUUCCCCCCGCUCAUCGGCGACCGCAAUAUUCCAUUCUGCUCUCCAUCCGAGUUCUCAACGGAAGACGUUACAGAGGAGAAAGCCCGAGCCCAGGCACACAAGAGGAAGCGCUCUCUAGCCGAACUGGCGAAGGUACCGAGAAAGAAGAAGCGAGAGUCGACAAAAACAACAGAACCAAGUGCGACGACAGAAGAAAAGCCAAAGAUCCAACGACUGAAACUAAAGCUUAAUCCUCCAACGGAGGCAGACAGACAGGCCGGUGCGGUGAUCGCCUCCGCCCCUGACGUCACUUUGUCACAGCGUGGGACAGCGGGUCGAGGUCGAGGUCGAGGUCGUGGCGGCCCUGGAACGCCGCGCGGUAAGGGAAUUUCUCGUGGUGCUUCUCGCGGUCGAAGUACGCCCCGUGGGUCUACUCGUGGUGCUCUUCGUGGGACCCCUCGUGGUGGAUCUUCCCGGGGCGGUUCUUCUCGUGCUAGCACCCCUCGCAGUCGGGGACGCGGCCGUGGACGUGGAAAACAAACUUGA
Penicillium cosmopolitanum is the source of this 1869-nucleotide messenger RNA. Its product is annotated as putative GPI-anchored cell surface glycoprotein. The record is from RefSeq and is a predicted model, not a curated record. Lineage: Eukaryota; Fungi; Ascomycota; Eurotiomycetes; Eurotiales; Aspergillaceae. The transcript is spliced from 2 exons. The coding region runs from base 1 to 1869 and encodes 622 amino acids.